AUGACAGAAGCAAAAAUCAGCGUGUGGUGGGGAAAGAUGGGAGUAACGAGAAUGGUCGAGGAGAAGGAAGAGAGAUCAAACAAAGUGCAGGCCACCAACAAAUGUCGAAACCAAGGCAAAGAGGAAUCUUGGUGCCCUCUGUUCUCAGAAGGCCUCCCUUCUGAUUUCGCCUCAAAUUCCAAACUAGCAGCAAUUGCAAGUUUGCUGAAUGAUGAUAACACUGACGGCAAUUGUGACGGCAAUUCUCAACACAGCGAUGGAAAUGAAGAUCAGAAUAAUGCGGUAAACUGUACAUCUGACAAGUUACCAGUCGGGAAAUCUUCCAACAAAAUACAGCAUGGGAACUCUACUGUGACGCUUCCAGCUGGGGGCGGCAAAGCCAAGCGAAAGGCGAGGCGGCAAAGAAAAGCAGGAAUGCCAUAUGAUAAGGAGAAGCAUGCAAAAACUAUACCGUGCAAGACCGCAUCAGUUGGAGAAGCACAAUUGUUUUUGAAUCUCUGGAAGCUUUGA
This is a messenger RNA of Cylindrotheca closterium, 510 nucleotides long. The record is from the annotation of a GenBank genome assembly. Lineage: Eukaryota; Bacillariophyta; Bacillariophyceae; Bacillariales; Bacillariaceae.